Messenger RNA from Spodoptera frugiperda (fall armyworm), 1182 nucleotides. RefSeq lists its product as uncharacterized. The transcript has a single exon. NCBI's taxonomy places the organism in Eukaryota, Metazoa, Arthropoda, Insecta, Lepidoptera, Noctuidae. Bases 2 to 1087 code for a protein of 361 amino acids. The record is from RefSeq and is a predicted model, not a curated record.
AAUGCUUCAUUUUUCCCAGCUUGACGAUUCUCACAGAUCUGACAGAUUACACCGCAUUAGACACUUACUUGGUACCAUGAACAACAAUUUUGCAAAGUAUUACAAUCCAGGUGAAGAUUUAUGCAUCGAUGAAAGCGUGGUGCCAUUUCGUGGCAGAAUCAUUUUUCGCCAAUAUAACAAACAGAAACGCCACAAAUAUGGCAUAAAAGAAUUUAAAUUAUGUACUCUACCAGGCUAUACCUACAAAAUAAAUAUUUAUGCAGGCAAAGAAAAUGACCAAAUUAAUACUACGCCAGCAAACGUAGUCAUGUCACUUUGCAGUGGCUUAUUGAACAAGGGACACACCUUGUAUACAGACAACUGGUACACGAGUAUAGAUUUAGCCAGGAAUUUAUUGAAAAAUGAAACGCAUCUAGUCGGUACAAUUAGGAAAAACAGAAAACAUAUUCCUAAAGAAGUUACUACUGCCAAGUUGAAGAGAGGCGAGCAUAUAGCAAGAGAAAGUGACGACGGUAUUACAGUCAUGAAAUGGAAAGAUAAAAGGGACGUGCUUGUUCUUUCGACGAAGCAUUCAGACCGUUUCUUGACAAUCACAAAGCGAGGAAAAGCAGUUUUGAAACCGAAAAUUGUUAUCGAUUAUAAUAGAGCGAAAGGAGCAGUCGAUUUGUCCGAUCAGAUGGCGGCAUACUCCUCGCCACUACGGAAAUCCGUUAAGUGGUAUAAAAAAGUUGGCAUAAACUUGCUGCUAAAUACUGCGGUUGUCAAUGCACUAAUAUUAUAUCAGAUGGUAACUGGAAACAAAAUACAAAUAGUUGAGUUUAGGAAACAGGUACUGAAGGGUUUGUUUAUGAGAAGUGAAGAAACCUCAAACAAUGUUACAAGGCCAAAAAGAAUGAGACAUAAACUUACUAGGAAAGACGGUACUAGUAAAAAUAAUCGUAGAACAUGUCAGCAAUGUUAUAAAGAAAAUACAAAAGUGAUGGGGCGAUUGUUGGCCAAAAAUAAAACAAAAAAAGUUGUUACUUUUUGCGAAACUUGUCCAAAUAAACCGUUUUUAUGUUUUGAUUGUUUCCAUAAAAUACACUAAUUACUAGAUAUAUAGAAAUUACGUUGAUCUCAAUUUAAAGUCUGUUUUUUUUUCAAUAACUUCAAAUAAUAAAUAGUGCGUCUGAUUUACAAAUA